AUGUCCAAUCAAACCUCAGUCACUGAAUUUCUCCUCCUGGGAGUGACAGACAUACAAGAAUUAAACCCUAUUCUCUUUGUGAUUUUCUUCACCAUCUACUUUGUCAAUAUAACUGGAAAUGGAGCCAUCUUGAUGAUCGUCAUCUUGGCAUCUCGUUUGAGCUUCUGUGGUCCCAAUCAUGUCCAUCAUUUCUUCUGUGAUAUUAAGCCAUUGCUGGAUCUGGCCUGUGGAAACACUGAGCUCAACCUUUGGCUGCUCAAUACAGUCACAGGCACCAUUGCCCUCACUCCCUUUUUUCUGACAUUUCUCUCCUAUUUCUACAUCAUCACCUAUCUUUUCCUCAAGACCCAUUCUUGCACCAUGCUCCACAAAGCACUUUCUACCUGUGCCUCUCACUUCAUGGUUGUUAUUCUGCUCUAUGUUCCAGUUCUCUUCACCUACAUCCGUCCUGCCUCAGGCAGCUCUCUGGAUCAGGACAGAAUCAUUGCCAUCAUGUACAGUGUGGUCACCCCUGCUCUCAAUCCACUCAUCUACACCUUGAGAAACAAGGAAGUGAGGAAUGCAUUGAAUAGGAAAGUUAGAAGAUGGCUCUGA
Mus pahari (shrew mouse) is the source of this 594-nucleotide messenger RNA. RefSeq names its product olfactory receptor 12D2-like. The transcript has 2 exons. Lineage: Eukaryota; Metazoa; Chordata; Mammalia; Rodentia; Muridae. The coding region runs from base 1 to 594 and encodes 197 amino acids. The record is from RefSeq and is a predicted model, not a curated record. Gene Ontology annotation, biological process: G protein-coupled receptor signaling pathway. Gene Ontology annotation, cellular component: membrane. Gene Ontology annotation, molecular function: olfactory receptor activity; G protein-coupled receptor activity.